Drosophila bipectinata is the source of this 1010-nucleotide messenger RNA. Its product is annotated as serine protease 1-like. Gene Ontology annotation, molecular function: serine-type endopeptidase activity. Gene Ontology annotation, biological process: proteolysis. NCBI's taxonomy places the organism in Eukaryota, Metazoa, Arthropoda, Insecta, Diptera, Drosophilidae. The record is from RefSeq and is a predicted model, not a curated record.
AAUCUGACACCGUGGAUUUAUGGAGUAAUACUUUGCAUUUUCGAUAACCACAGACUGAAGUGGCUGAAACCCCCCAAGAUGCUAAUUCGCAAUAAAACUGAUGAGAUUUUGUGGCUGAUUUCUUAUCGUCCUUUCUUAUCGCCUGCCCACGGAUCGUAUAAAAGCCCAUCGAUCCAAAACUGACGACAAGUUUCUAGGCAACCAUGAAUCUGUUCUUGCUGACUCUCUCCGUAGCCUUGGCCGUGGCCACCGCCUCUCCGGCCUGGAACCGCACCGCCCUGCUCCCGAAGGUGACUCUUCAUGAGGGUCCCGAGGGUCGCAUCGUCAACGGAUACGAUGCCCCUGCCGGCAAGGCGCCCUAUAUUGUGGGCCUGCUUCUGCUCAAUGAUGGCAGCAACUCCGCCUACGUGGGUGCCGGUACCAUCAUUGCCAACAACUGGAUUCUGACCGCCGCCCACUGCCUGACCACCGACUCCGUGAACAUCAACUACGGCUCAAACAACGCCUGGAGCGGAACCUUCGUCCAGAACGUUCGCAGCGAAAACUUCAUCAGCCAUCCCAACUGGCCCGCCGAGGGGGGACGCGACAUCGGCCUGAUCAAAACCCCCUGGGUGGACUUCACCGACCUGAUCAACAAGGUGGCCCUGCCCAGCCAGAGCGAGGCCAGCGACCGCUUCACAGACACCUGGUGCCUGGCCUGCGGGUGGGGCGGCAUGGACAACGGCAACCUGGCCACCUGGCUGCAGUGCAUGGAGGUCCAGAUCAUCAGCAACAGCGAGUGCGAGCAGGCCUACGGCACCGUGGCCAGUACUGACAUGUGCACUCGCCAAACCGACGGCCACUCCGUGUGCGGAGGCGACUCUGGCGGUCCUUUGGUGACUGUGGACAACCCACGUCUUGUGGGAGUGAUCACAUUCGCCUCCGUCAGCUGCCACAAUGGUCCUUCCGGUUACACUCGCGUCUCCGAUUAUUUGGAAUGGAUCAACGACAACACUGGCAUUUCUUACUAA